Messenger RNA from Aspergillus nidulans FGSC A4, 216 nucleotides. RefSeq lists its product as uncharacterized. The record is from RefSeq and is a predicted model, not a curated record. Bases 1 to 216 code for a protein of 71 amino acids. The transcript has a single exon. NCBI's taxonomy places the organism in Eukaryota, Fungi, Ascomycota, Eurotiomycetes, Eurotiales, Aspergillaceae.
AUGAUUCCUUCGAGCAAGGCGGGCCAAGGUCUCCGCUAUCAUGCUGGCAGGAACCAAAAGAACAAUGCUGGCGCUGGUCUGCUCUUGGUUUGGGCCCUAACGCCGACGGCGUCCAUUAUCCCCUUGUCGGGUUCUGGUCGCCUAAACACAUACAUUUCCAGUGGCACUGCUAGGCCAUGGGGCGGGAUUCAAUAUGAGCAGGCCGUCGGUCCUUGA